CCUUUCUGAGCCAUUCACCGGCGGAGAGGACGGAGGCUGGAGCUGUAGAUGAAGACAAUGAUAACAUUUUAAACAACACACACAGGAGCUGGAUUACAUCUUCAUCCCGUGCAUGAGGAGUGUUACUCUGCUGCAGACACCACAGCCUGAAGCCUUCCUGCCAAAUCUGGGACCAUGUCUGGAGUGUUCGAAGAGUCCGAGGAGACCACAGACAGCUUCUGGGAGGUUGGAAACUACAAACGUUCAGUGAAGCGGAUCGACGAUGGUCAUCGUCUCUGCAACGAUGUGAUGAACUGCAUCCAGGAGCGUGCCAAAAUCGAGAAAUCCUACGCACAGCAGCUGACCGAAUGGUCCAAGAGAUGGAGACAGCUGGUUGACAAAGGACCUCAGUACGGCACGGUCGAGCGAGCCUGGAUGGCGGUGAUGACGGAGGCAGAGAAGGUGAGCGAGCUCCACCAGGACGUGAAAAACAAUCUGAUCAACGAGGACUUCGAGAAGGUGAAGAACUGGCAGAAGGACGCGUACCACAAACAGAUGAUGGGAGGAUUCAAGGAAACCAAAGAGGCAGACGAGGGCUUCAAGAAGGCUCAGAAACCCUGGGCCAAGAAGCUAAAAGAGCUGGAGGCUGCCAAGAAGUCAUACCACAUGGCCUGUAAAGAGGAGAAGCUGGCGUCCACCAGAGAGGCCAACAGUAAGGGCGAGGCCUCGGUCGCGGCCGACCAGCAGAAGAAACUCCACGAGAAAGUGGACAAAUGCAAACAGGAUUCACAGAAGGCGAAGGAGAAGUAUGAGAAGUCUCUGGACGAGCUGAGUAACUGCACCCCUCAGUACAUGGAGAACAUGGAGCAGGUGUUCAACCAGUGUCAGCAGUUUGAAGAGAAGAGGCUGAGCUUCCUCCGAGAGGUGCUGCUGGACGUCAAACGCCACCUCAACCUCACAGAGAACCAAAGUUAUGCUACAGUUUACAGAGAUCUUGAACGCACCAUCACGUCAGCCAGCCCACAGGAGGAUCUGAAGCUGUUCAGCAACAUCCACGGCCCCGGCAUGCACAUGAACUGGCCACAGUUUGAGGAGUACAACCCAGAGCUUUCCCACAGCAUCACGAAGAAAGAGAAGUCAAAGAAAGGCAGCGAAGGCAUCACGUUGACCAACGUCAACACAGCAGUAGACCAAGUUCAGGCCGGAGACCGCGGAAGUGUCAGCAGCUACGAGAAGAACCAGGCGUUCACGGCCUCCACAGAGUGGUCGGACGAGGACCAGACGGCACCGAACUCGGGCAACGACACCAACGGAGGGAUGAACCCCUUCGAUGAGGACGCGGGGACGGGCGUGAAAGUGAGAGCGCUGUACGACUACGACGGACAAGAGCAGGACGAGCUCAGCUUCAGAGCAGGCGACGAGCUGCUGAAGCUGGAGGAGGAGGACGAGCAGGGCUGGUGUAAAGGUCGUCUAGAGAACGGCCAGCUGGGCCUCUACCCGGCCAAUUACGUGGAGCCGAUCUAACUGCUCCAGCUGAGGACGCUUGUCUCGUCCGAGGGGGACAAACCCAGACUGAACCGUCCGGUCAUGACCGCACAUUGCCAGAGACUUUUUAAAGCAAAGCUUCCUCGUGCUCAGUCGUCAUCGCAGCGCUCAUCACAGACGAGACUGAAUCAUCCACAGACUCUGCAACCCAAAACAUCCAAGUUUCUUUUGCGUGUCGCUGUGUUUGAUUUCAGCUGUGAUGCUAACAUGCCAUACAGUAUAUCCUCUCAUCUUAUUGAUAUGGUAUCGUCAGUGGUGCCUGGACAGCGGGAAUGAGCCAUGCAUUGUGCAUUUCAUGUAUAUAUUCUAAUCUCUUUUUUUGUUUUUUUACAGUCUGGAUACUUGUACAGUUUUGUUUCUCACUGAACUCAGUGUUUUCUUCCUUUGUGAAAUAUUUACAUGUUUAGCUUCAUGGGAAUAGCUUGAUUAUUUGGGGGAAAUGUGUUUAUUUGCAUUUUUAGAUGAGAAGAUUGACACCACUCUUGCGUCUGUACGAUAAAUAUACAAACAAAAUCAGUUUUCAUUGAACCUCACAUCUGCUUUUUAUGGUCCAUAAUUUAUUUUUGCCAUUGAUCUGUACUAUUGUCUAAUAUUUGAUGUGUUAUAUGUCCCUGCUUUUAUUUAUACAUGAAAUAUAUAUGAAUUUCAUUUGCUGCCCAUCUUGCCCAGAUGCUCAAAUAGUGAUUCUGGAUCUUUGUUAAGGUCACACGUUACUUAGCAUAAAGAUUGGGAACAGGGGAAAACAAGCGAUCAAUCUUCUUGUUGAGUUCAACUGUCAGCAAAUGAGCGAAUAAGCAUAAUUCUCAAAAAUGUUGCAAUAUUAAUUUAGUAGUUUUCCUGCUUCAUUCCUCAACAUAUCUUAUGUGUUUUAUCUUAUUAAAAAUAAGAUAAAACACAGUUCUCAAACAAUCCUCCAGUUUCUCUUUCUCAGCAGAACGUCUCUUUGAAAUUCUCCACCACACUCCACACAGGAUUGUUUACAUUAACCUCCGCUCUCACUCGUCUACAACAACGUGCCUGUUCAAAUUUUUCUUUCAUUGACUUUCUCUCCCUGUUUUGUUUUUCUGUGUGUUAAUAAUUUAGACGACCUCAAAACCUGCCUGGAAAUUCCCACUCGCUCACAGCUGUAUUUGUCGUCUCACAGCGAAAGUUUGAAUUUGUCUUUUCUUUUUAAGUCCUGCUGUUAAUGAGACUUGUUUACUAUGACUGAAUGCUACUGACUGUGUAUUAUCGGCUUCCAGCUCUCAUCUCUGUGAUUAUGUGCAUGCUGAUAAUCCCGAACACUGUUAACCGCUCUGAUCGGAACUGAUCCAGUGCAUGGCCUCGAUUUGUUUCCACUAGAUUAUUCACAGAUUAUGGUUUUAAUUGAAAGUCUCAUUGGGGUAAAAAUGAGAAUGAUAAUAAUAAUGCCACUGAUUUGAAAUGUAAUCAGUUUCACUGUGUUCAAAAUUACUGGCUGUAUUACACUGGAAAAAGAAAAUUGUUGAACCAAUAAA
Molecule: messenger RNA, 3020 nt
Organism: Paralichthys olivaceus (Japanese flounder)
Lineage: Eukaryota; Metazoa; Chordata; Actinopteri; Pleuronectiformes; Paralichthyidae
Gene: pacsin1b
Product: protein kinase C and casein kinase substrate in neurons 1b
Biological process (GO): positive regulation of dendrite development; regulation of endocytosis; plasma membrane tubulation
Cellular component (GO): cytoplasm; plasma membrane; endosome
Molecular function (GO): phospholipid binding; protein binding
Source: RefSeq, a predicted model, not a curated record